Molecule: messenger RNA, 1411 nt
Organism: Neurospora crassa OR74A
Lineage: Eukaryota; Fungi; Ascomycota; Sordariomycetes; Sordariales; Sordariaceae
Exons: 2
Coding region: 412-909 (165 amino acids)
Biological process (GO): translation
Cellular component (GO): mitochondrial large ribosomal subunit; ribosome
Molecular function (GO): structural constituent of ribosome
Source: RefSeq, a predicted model, not a curated record
GCUUUCGUCCCUCUCGCUCGGCGCACAUCCCGCCGGACGGGGGGCAGAGCACCUGCGCGGGUACCUACGCGGGGACGCCCGGGCGGUCAAUAAUUCUGCCGAGUACCGACCAAAUUUCCAGAACCCGACGACGGACCCGCCGCGCCGAGAGGAACACGGCCCAGGGCACGGGACGCGGGACCGAUCCGACUCCAGCGAGCCAGCAAUUGAACGCGCCUCAUCCGAAACGGGGACCUCUUGGCCGCAGCGCAGGUCCAGUCUGACCUAACUCCAGAUCCCAGCCAAGCCUACCUACCUACCUACCUAUCAGAUCCCGUUGCGACCAACCGAGCCCAGCUCGAUCGAUUCGACCUCUUUCUGUCUUUACCACCACCACCACACCACCACACGACACAACACAACACCACAACCAUGUUCCGCUCGACCUUCUUCGGCCUCUCCCGGGCCAUCGUCCAGCCCGCGACGCCCCUCACCGUCCGCGCCGCCUUCCAGUCCCGAUUCUACUCCGCCGCUGCCGCCGCAUCGCAACCAACAACAACAGCCACAACAACGACACCACUCCAGCAGCAGCAGCAGCAGCAGCCCACCACACAACCCACCACCCCUAUCCAGACCCAGACCGGUGCCGCGCCAACAGAAUCCACGAAACCCGUUGCGAAGCCCUACCUAGUAGGCCGCGCCUGGACCCAGCGUCUGCCCGUCUACCACCUCGCCAAGCGCGGUGGUAACAAGAAGCUCACCCAGAUCAAGAAGGUGCAAGGUGAUGGCCAGGCUCUGCGCAGGGAUCUUGCGCAGUUCUUGGGGCUGGAGGUGAAGGAGGUGCGGGUGAAGGUGCCGACAGGACAUUUGGAGGUUGAUGGACACCGCAGAGAGGAAAUCGUCAAGUUCCUGGACGGCUUGGGCUUUUAAAUGAGGAAGAUGUUACACCGAUGAACCUCUAGAGCUUGCAGCCACAAGUCCACAUAACACGACGAGGACCAACCUAUUACCGGGAGAGAUACCAUGCUGCUCCAUGCCACGGACUGGAGAGCAUGCUGGGGCAUAUUCCGGGAAGUGCUGGAUGCUUCGUCGCCCGCGACGAGGACUACCGAGUGAGUGGUCACAUAUAUAGAGAGUCCUCGGCUACGCGGUGGGAUCACCGAGGGGUAAAUAGGAGGAUUGCGUGUACGAUGGAAGAAUAUACCACAUGUUGAGACAAUGUAUCAUCACCAAAACGGGUUGUAAGGAGCGGCUAAAGGAUUUACAAAAGCGGUCGAAUGAUAUUUGUCUCUACGACGAAGAAUCUUGCUAUCCCAGCUAUGAGCUUAGGCGAGAUGUGCGGAAGGGGAUAUGCAUGGUUAGGGGAGACUUUUGACGAGGCUUCAUGGGAGAGAAUUCUCGAUAUAAAAAUACACAGCGUUGCCACAUUGGG